Messenger RNA from Paramacrobiotus metropolitanus, 1121 nucleotides. Its product is annotated as actin-related protein 2/3 complex subunit 3-A-like. Gene Ontology annotation, cellular component: cytoskeleton; Arp2/3 protein complex. The record is from RefSeq and is a predicted model, not a curated record. NCBI's taxonomy places the organism in Eukaryota, Metazoa, Tardigrada, Eutardigrada, Parachela, Macrobiotidae. The transcript is spliced from 7 exons. Gene Ontology annotation, molecular function: actin filament binding. Gene Ontology annotation, biological process: regulation of actin filament polymerization; Arp2/3 complex-mediated actin nucleation. Bases 268 to 807 code for a protein of 179 amino acids.
GCUUGAAGAGUUGUUUUACUUGUUCUAGCUAUUCGAUAUUUGAGUUUAAGUGUAAAUGGCAUUUGCUUGUACAAGUUUAAAAUAAAGGAAUAUAUAACUACGGUCUUUAGUACGCCUCCGAUGAUUGUUGUUAUUAUGAAUUUGUUCAUUUAUUGACAAAUCAAGAGUGGAUCAGACAAUAAAUUAUUUUUUAGAGUUUUCUGUCGAAUGUUUAUUUGUUUUUAAGUUUACGACUCUUUUUUUGUUUGGAUCACAAUUUUUCGAAGAAUGCCAGCUUACCAUUCGCAACUUUCAAGUCCUCAAAAAAUCGGGAACAUGGCAUUACUGCCACUCAAAACUAGUUACAAAGGUCCAGCUCCAAAAAUGGUUGCAGAGGGGGAUGCUAUGGACAUCAUCGAUGAGGCGUUAUAUUAUUACAAGGCCAACGUUUUUUUCAGGAACUACGAAAUCAAAUCCGAAGCCGAUCGUGCCUUGAUAUACGUGACACUAUACAUUAGCGAUUGCUUGAAAAAGUUGCAAAAGUGCGCUAACCGGGCAGCGGCAACGAAAGAAUUGAACACGCUGGCCUUAUCCAGCUAUCCACUGCCUGGUGAAGUGGGUUUUCCUCUGUCUUCCAUGUAUGCGAAACCGAAAGAUCGAGCAGAAGAAGAUAACAUGCGAGCCUACUUUCAACAACUCAGACAAGAAACUGGAAUGCGAUUACUGGAGAAAGCGAUUGAUCCUGCAACGGAUAAGCCCAGCAAGUGGUGGCUGUGUUUUGCAAAAAGGAAAUUUAUGGAUAAAAGUAUGCAAGUGCCUGGUCAGUAAAGUGUUCCUCCACAACUCCUGUUUCCCACCAGCGUUUCGAAAGCUGAUCAUUUAGCGGUUUUUUUCUAAUACGUGUUGUUGUUUUCUGAUAUAUGUUGCCAGAAGCUAUAUCGUAUCACUCGUAUGUCCCAUGUUGUUCACGAGUGCCUACGAUUGUUUUGGCGUUUGAAAUUUCGAUAAAAUGUGAAAAUGGGCUUUUAUAAGUUUUGCAAGCCAUAUCAAGGGACCCACAAACGUCGGCAUUAGGAGAAGCCGUAAUAAGCAGCUUUUAAUGAACAUGUUUCCUUUUAAAAGUUCCGAAAGUAGACCUACGA